AAUCCAGGCACAAUGACUUCAAAGAAACCGGUUAACCGACCCUCGGUGAGGCACCCGAGUCACAACCAUCCGCUACGCCUCUUCAAAUCCCAAGAAGAAGAUGAGAUCAUCUGCUCUGGAUGCGAGCUUAACCUAAUCGGACAAGCCUUCAAAUGUACAAAGAAAGACUGCGAUUACUUCUUGCACAAGUCAUGUUUCGACCUACCUCGUGAAACCAAACACAAGUCUCACUCAGACCACCCUUUGACCCUGCUUCAUUCCCCACCGUAUGGUCACUCUUACACGUGCGACGCAUGCGGCCAAUAUGGAUCCGGAUUCACUUACAACUGUUCAGAGUGCCAGUACGAUGUACAUGUUGGAUGUGCCUUUAUCCCCGAAACUGUGAAGCGCGAAGAUCACGACCACCCCCUCACUUUAGUCUACAACACACCAUGCAAAGGUCGCGAGGACGGUGCAAUGUUCAUAUGUGAUGUUUGUGAAGAAGAUAUGUCGGAGAAUCUUUGGGUUUAUUACUGCAAAGAAUGUGAUUAUGGGACACAUGUGCAUUCUUGCGCGGUUUAUGAAGAUCAUCAGCCAAAGAAAGGAGGAGGAGGAGGAGAAGAAGGAAGAGGAGGAGGAGGAGGAGGAGGAGAAUCGAGCUCUGCCGCUGCAAGGAUGAAGUCGUUGAUGAAAGCUCAAGAUGAGAUGGCGGCGUUGCAGCUCGAGGCACGUAUUAGGAAGAACACUAAUGAUGCUAUACUUGAGUUAUGGGAUGAACCAAAGCGGAGAUAUUAUUGGUGAUCGAAACUAUGAAUGAUCUAUUUGAUGCAUUGAUGAAGAUUGUAAUUGUUUUUUUUUUU
This is a messenger RNA of Brassica rapa (field mustard), 839 nucleotides long. RefSeq lists its product as uncharacterized. NCBI's taxonomy places the organism in Eukaryota, Viridiplantae, Streptophyta, Magnoliopsida, Brassicales, Brassicaceae. The record is from RefSeq and is a predicted model, not a curated record.